AUGAACUGGGAUAGCGAGUUCAAUUACAUUCAAGAAAAUGGACAAAUGAAAUUUGGAGGACCACCGCCAGGUUGGGAAGGCCCUCCUCCUUCAAGAGGAACCGAAGUGUUUGUUUCAAAAUUACCAAGGGAUGCUGGUCUUUCCGAGAUUUGCCCCAUCUUCGCUAGCAUUGGUAGAAUAUAUGCUGCGAGAUUGAUGAUGGACUUUUCGGGCACAAACCGAGGAUUUUGUUUUAUCCAAUAUGAAACUAAAGCUGAAGCCAAAGGAGCUAUAUCAGUCCUAGAUCGUUAUGAAUUUCGCUCUGGUGUAAAAAUCAGUGUUACAAAGUCAAUCGAUAAUUGCAGGUUGUUUAUUGGGCAGGUUCCGAAAGAACUGAAAAAAGAAGAAAUAAAAGCAGUCUUAGAAACAGUUACUAGUGGAGUAAAAGAUGUUAUAUUGUACUUGUCUCCAACUGAUAAGAGAUGUAAUCGAGGAUUCUGUUUUGUAGAAUAUUAUGAUCAUAGAUCUGCUGCUAUGGCUAGAAGAACAUUAAUAGCCACUGGUGGAAUUCCUCAAUGGGGGCGUGAUUUACGAGUUGAUUGGGCUAUUCCCGAAGAAGAUAUCGAUGAAGAAGUGAUGUCUCAGGUGACAGUUGUUUACAUAAGAAAUUUGUUAUUGAGGACAACUGAGAUAUCACUUAAGGAAGUUCUAUGCAAAAUAGUGACACCUGCUGAUUUUACGAGAGUGAAGAAAGUUAAAGAUUUCGCUUUUGUACAUUUCAGAACACGAGAAGCUGCUGAGCUAGUCAUCCAAUUCAUUAAUGGAUUUAUUUUAGAUGGAGCUGAAUUGAUUGCUACCUGGGCCAAGCCGUCACCUUGCGAUGAUUUGGAUGUAUUUGAAAAUAAAAAGGAGAAGGAUAAGAAGAAAAAAACACCGACUAAAAAGAAAAUAAUAAACGGAAACAGAAAAUUUAACACAAAUCAAAUGUAUCUUGAUGACGUAUCUUCCCCAGCUUUGAUCUCUCCUUCACCACCGCUUGUUUCAUCUUCACCGCCUCUGUUAUAUUCAACUGAGAACCUUUUGAUCCCUUACAAUCCACAACCUUUGUCUCCACCUGUGAAUAACUUUGCUGUUGUUCCACUCGUGUACCCUGGAAACAUGGAGUUCAAGGAAGAAACGUUGCAAGGGAUCGUCUCUAUGUACUUGCAGUUUUUUCAACCAUCAGUAGCAUUGCAGUACAUCAUGUUGCGCCUUGGCUGGGGAGACGUCUAUUACAAUAUCAGUUACAGUGUAGAUCAGAACUCUCAGAGGACCUUUUCGGCCGAGAUUAUGAUUAUAAGACAUGAUAAUACAGUUCACCGGCCAGCAGUUUACCAUCCUUUAGCUUCGACGCCCAUUGAUGCUAAAGAUUUUGCCGCACUUGUAUUUAUUAAUGUAUACCUUUCGGGCAGAUCCAUUUCUACUAAACUUUCCUUGACAUAAGAAUUUUUUUUUUGUGACUUAAAAUAUUGAAGUUAAAGUUCUUUAUUGCAUCAAAAGUUCCUAUUAUUUUUAAGUCAUGUUUAUU
Nezara viridula (southern green stink bug) is the source of this 1546-nucleotide messenger RNA. NCBI's taxonomy places the organism in Eukaryota, Metazoa, Arthropoda, Insecta, Hemiptera, Pentatomidae. The record is from the annotation of a GenBank genome assembly.